GUGAGGUAGUCGCGGACUCUUUUUCUCGCGUGGGUGAGGGGUGCUAGACGUGUGAACGGCGGGGAGUGAAUGUUGCCGUGCCGCUGAACGCGUAAUCGUCUCGUAAUCACAGAUAAGGCAAAUCUGUUAUGCGUGGGGUCCUCAAAAAUUAGAUCACUAUGAAAGGCUUAUAUUGGCAGCAGAAUUCUGAAAAAGAGAGAGAGUUCAUCUUCCUGGAAAAGGAUAGCCUUCCUAUUGUGAGUGACCACCAUGUGAAAGUGCAAGUUAAAGCCUGUGCUCUUAGCUGGAUUGAUAAAAAGCUUUUAUCAGAAAUAAAAAAAGAGAAGAAAGUUCUACCUGUUGGAAGGGAAAUUGCUGGUGUUGUGUUGGAAAUUGGAAAUAAAGUCUGUUCCUUUAAGACUCAAGAUGAGGUAGUAGGAAUUUUACCAUUGGAUUCAGAAGAAUCUGGAUUGUGUGAAGAGAUUCUGGUUCAUGAGCAUUAUUUAGUUCACAAACCUGAAAAAGUCUCCUGGAUGGAAUCAGCUGGGACUAUUUGUGACGGUCUUCGUGCAUAUACAGCUCUACAUUAUCUGUCCUAUGUUUCUGAUGGAAAAACCGUGUUGAUAAUGGAUGGUGCAAGUUCAUUUGGUAUAAUAGCUAUUCAGUUAGCACAACACAGAGGAGCCAAGGUGAUUUCUACUGUGUAUAAUCUUGAAGACAAACAGUGUCUUGAGAGGAUUGUUCCUUCUGUAGUUAGGAUUAUAGAUGUCUCGAAUGGAAAAUAUGACCUGACAGAAAGUUGUUUAGAGGAGACAGGUGGACUAGGAAUGGAUAUCAUCAUUGAUGCAGGAGUGAGACUGCAUAAUAAAGACAAUGAAACAACUUCUCAACAAUUGCUACCCCAUAAGCAUGACAUCAUUACAUUACUCAGUGCUGGAGGCCACUGGAUUACAACUGAAAAAAAUCUUCAGUUGGAUCCUCCAGAUUGUCGAUAUCUUUUCCUGAAAGGUGCUUCAGUUUCUUUUCUGAAUAAUGAAAUUUGGAAUUUGUCAAAUAUGCAACAAGGAAAAUAUCUAUGCAUUUUGGAAGAUGUAAUGGAGAAGUUAUCAAGCGGAGUUUUCAAACCUCAUCUGGAUAAGCCUGUACCAUUAUAUGAAGCUAAAGUUUCUAUGGAAUUAGUUCAGAAAAAUCAAGCAAGAAAAAAACAAGUUAUCCAACUAUGAAGUUUGUAAGGCAAUUUGAACUGUAAAAAGUGAAGGUUAAUGUAUUCUGCAUAGUUGUUAAAUAUUUAUCAAUUGUCUUCAGCCAAUAUCUGAAACAGUUCUUAACUGGUUUGAGUCUCUUAUAACCUUAGAUCUAAUUUAUGUAUCUAAAAACCAUAAGAUUUA
Molecule: messenger RNA, 1367 nt
Organism: Ahaetulla prasina
Lineage: Eukaryota; Metazoa; Chordata; Lepidosauria; Squamata; Colubridae
Gene: CRYZL1
Product: crystallin zeta like 1
Exons: 13
Coding region: 159-1202 (347 amino acids)
Molecular function (GO): oxidoreductase activity
Source: RefSeq, a predicted model, not a curated record